AACAGGCGCCCGAGCUAAUCAUUGCCAAUCUAGCAGAAUCAAGAGCACCCGAUUCUACAUGCACCUUGAGCUUAAACCAUCAUCAUGUCCAACGAACCUUGGGAACAAGAAAUUGAUUCAUUGAAGACGCAGCUGUCCCAGUUCAAAGAGCUCUUCCUAAACCAGAUCGCAGCCAAGGACUAUGACUCGAUCAAGUCAGAUGGGCUCGUUGAUAUUCUCAAGGAAGCCUCCACACUUGCUCGACGGGCUGAAGCACAGAACGAUCCAGAUAUAGAUGCAAUUGUUCAAUCUGUCUAUGAGUUGCACAAGGAUGGCGUCGACUUCGCUCAUGGCCCCGCAGAUGUCUUCGAAUACAUGCCGUCGUUUGCGCAUGACGACGAUGCAUCAAUUGUCAGAGAUCGCCAUCGAACGAUAGGACAAGGAGUCAUGGAUUCAUUCUUCCAAUUUAUGGCUGCUUACAUCAAGCGGAAGCCAGAUGGCAGUCUGCCAAAUCCCACACCUAGCCCUUGGAAGAAGGCUAGACAACCUCAUCCAAAGACAACACCUCUAUCUCGCUUUCGUAGGCCUUUUCCUGUCUCCGCAAAUGAUGAGACUCCGCUUGCGCAGACGAUCUACCAGGCUCGUUGCGAGAUUUAUGGACAUAACAUCCACUCUCCUAUCAAGAUGGAGAUGUCUUCCGGUAGUUCAUGUUUGGCCAUCAUCGGCGCUGGAGGUUGGAAAAACCGUGAUCCUAAGGUCACGUUAUAUUUCCUCGACGAGCUUGCCGAAAAUCCUUUGCAUGAUGGAGAGCACUUCACGCCUCAACUUAGGGAGCCCGCUACAGAAGUGGUUCUUGAUGAGGGACGCAAGUUGUUAUUCGUCGGCGAUUCUGAUCGAGUCAAGUCGUACUGCUGGGAGAAGGAUGAAGAAGGCAAACCCUUCUCGCCUGUGCACACUCUUCGAAGUAAAAAGCACGAUGGACCUCUUGCUGUUCACUCUAAUGGUCGGAUCCUACGUGCUGGGAAGGGGUCAGCUCUCGUUUGGAACAUCGACGACUUGGAGACUCACCGUGAACACAACAAGAUUGGAGAAGGACAAUACGACACAUCCGAUACUUGGAGAGAUGAAGACGCUAGGAUUGAGCCUUCUCCGGGUAGUCAACCACAUCUCACCGUAGACUUCCCCGAUCCCAAUUUUGCCAUCGGAACUUGGCAUCUUCACCAACCCUCUGGUCACAUGUUUUGCAGCGAGUCUGAAAUAAACACCACAAAAUGGGGCUGCGUCGAAAUGGACCUUCAAGCUGGUGGCAGGAUCGUACGCAGGUUCUUAGGUCAUGCAGGGACUGUCAAUCAGUUCUCCACAAGCGAGGCCGAUCCUAAUGUCGUCCUCACUGCGUGUGACGACGGAUUCGUUCGCAUGUACGAUAUCCGCCGCUCGCUUCCCAUUCUGACGUUCGAUGUGGAAGGACAAGCCUCUCGUUGCUAUUCUGCGUUACUAACUCAUCCCGAUGGCAUUCCAACUGUCUUCACCGGAGGCACCCGAUCGGAGCAAGUCAAAGUCUGGGACGUGCGUGCUCGCAGGGUGGUGUAUGAGCUCUCAAGUGGAAACACGGCUGUCCAGGCAAUGGCCUGGGACACUCAACACUCAACAUUAUAUGCUGCCACCGAAUGCAUGUACAUUGAUCGCUUUGGGAGGACGGUCGGUUACCGUCCGGCUGAGAAACCUAACUACAGGGAGUACACGGAUGAGCCUUCUGAGAAAGCAAGUGAUGAUGAAUCCAUUGGCAAGUCAGACGAUGCGGAAGAAGGGCAUGAAGACGCGGCAGAUGACGAUGAAAUGGAGGAAGGGGAGGACGAUGAUGAGAUGGAAGAGGGGGAGGAAGAGGAAGAGGAUGCAAUGGAGGAAGGUGCGCAGGCUUUAGAAGACGACGAAGACCAAAUGUACCAAGAUGCAAGUGACGACGAUGAAGAAGAUGGCGACGAUUACAAUCAACGGCGCUGGCCAAGGAAAGCCCAUCAUGGGGAGAACUUUUACGGUCGGGUGUAUGACGCAGCAGCGAAUAUGUUCUGUACGUGGUCUAUCUUAUGCAAGGCCUCCCAAGCUGAUUGCGCCUUUCAGUUCAAUACCGCUUCAAGGCUGAUCCAGAUAUGGACGUCAUGUUAUCUUCAGGAUAUGCCACGUUGGACGACGGGGAAUUGUGGUGAAAGAACCCCUCAAACACUGUUUCUGCCGGUUGAUAUGCUCCUCCACUUAAAAUUAUGAUUACUGCUCGUCGAUUUUGCGCAACAUACAUAUACCUACAUCCUGCUUGCUGAGGCAUUUCCUGACACCAGAUGACAUGUUACGAUAAGUUGCCAAUUAAACUUGUUACUUGACAGCAUUCCUAAUAACACAAACGAUCUCAAGUGCCAUAUCACGAGGGCUAACUGAUACUGUAAGUGCUUAUUACGUGAUGUAUGGAUCGUGUUUGCAUGAACAAGAUCUCUAGAAUAAAGUUCACAAACGAGAUACUCGAGCCUGGUUGAGGUGUACAGACUUAUCAUCCUCUGAAUUCUUUAAGAUGCUACCCUGCAGAUCUCCCGUGUAUUUGUUGUCGCGCAUCCACUUCUCAAGAGUGAGCAAGUUUGGAUGGAUACUUCUGAUCCAAUCCAUGUCCUUGACGAUGAUAUCAUCUCGCCAAAGUGACCACCAACCGCUGAAGUUCUCCCUCCAGGUCGUCGUCUGCACACUAGUGCCUCGUUGCUCGUUCGCGAGCGGUUCGUCGGCACCAUCGAAGUUCGCAAACCAUUCAUCUAAAGAUUGUUUCACAACGACGGCCUUCUGUCCUGUAACGGUCUGGAAUGUAGACACCAAGUAAUCCCAGCCGACCACAUCACUUGUGACGUCGAGGUUCUUCGUGGAUGUCCCUUCACGGUGAUCGAAGGUGUACCGAGCGAAGUACCCUAGAUCAGCGAGGGCGAUCAUAGGUACAUGACCGUUCCCGACUGGAGUGGCGAACACAUAGGUGCCAUCGGGUCGCUUGUUCAAAGGGCCAAACAUAUGCUAUGACAUCGUCAGUCAGAUUCUCAAAGUUAUAAGCUCCGAAACACCUCACAUUGUAGAGCAUCUCCAUAUAUGGGCUUGUCGUAACCUGGCUCCAGGACAUUC
Messenger RNA from Somion occarium, 3126 nucleotides. Lineage: Eukaryota; Fungi; Basidiomycota; Agaricomycetes; Polyporales; Cerrenaceae. The record is from the annotation of a GenBank genome assembly.